AUGAAGUUCUCUUCCUUCUUCGGUUCAGCUCUGCUCGCCACAGCAGCCAUUGCCGCUCCUCUCACUGAACAGCGACAGGCACGUCGUGGUCUCAGUCGCAAGAGCAACCCUCCCAUGAAGCCUGGUACCACUGAGGCCAUCAAGCUGAAUGGGACUUCUCAUGAAGAGUACAGCUCCAACUGGGCCGGUGCCGUUCUCAUUGGCACUGGCUAUACAGCUGUGACUGCUGAAUUCACCGUUCCCACCCCAAAGCUUCCAACUGGUGCCUCAUCGCGCCAGCAGUACUGCGCCUCUGCCUGGGUCGGUAUUGACGGUGAUACCUGCUCCACUGCCAUUCUUCAAACUGGAAUCGAUUUCUGUGUUCAGGGAAGCAGCGUCACCUACGAUGCUUGGUAUGAGUGGUACCCUGACUAUGCCUAUGACUUCUCUGGCAUCCCAAUCUCCGCUGGAGAUGUGAUCAAAAUCACCGUGGACGCUACCUCCAAAACCGCCGGUACUGCCGUUGUCGAGAAUGUGACGCAAGGCAAGACUGUCACCCACACUUUCAGCGGUGGUGUCGAUGGCGAUUUGUGUGAAUACAAUGCCGAGUGGAUCGUGGAGGACUUCGAGAGCAAUGGCUCGCUGGUUCCAUUUGUUGACUUUGACUCGGUCACUUUCACCAGUGCUUCGGCUACCAAAGGAGGACAGAGUGUCGGUCCGUCCGGCGCUACUCUCAUGGACAUCAAGCAGUCCUCCUCUGUUUUGACUUCUUCUUCUGUCACCGGAAACAGUGUCACUGUCAACUAUCUUUGA
Penicillium olsonii is the source of this 792-nucleotide messenger RNA. NCBI's taxonomy places the organism in Eukaryota, Fungi, Ascomycota, Eurotiomycetes, Eurotiales, Aspergillaceae. The record is from the annotation of a GenBank genome assembly.